GAAAACGGACAAACUCCGUAAUAGCGGAGCUGUGUUAGUGCUAUUAGUGACGUCGCGCGCGGCAAAGAGAUCGUGGGAUACGCGGACGAAUAAAAAAGUUAUGCGAGUAAAAGGAUAAAACUUUUUUCCGAGGGUGAUCGAGAGAUCGCGAGAAAACUGUUCUCUUGCAAUGCGAGUGUUGUCCAAUUACGUGAUUGCGAUGCGAUUACCGUGUUUAUUCAGGAUGGAAGAGACGACGAGCAACGCGAUGACGAGCGGCCGUUUCUGACCGACCGACCGACCGACCGGCAAUAGUCUAGGAUAAAUUUAAUUCACUCCGACCCGCUGCAUUUGGGUUAAUAUCGGUGCCGAUCGAGACUUGCAUAUACAGGAUGCACUCCGCGUAUUCAUCUAAGAAAGGUGAUCCUCUUUGUCCUUUGGGUUUCCACCCACAAGUUCGGUGGCCAACACGUUGCAAACGGUGUUUCAGGGAUUACAAAGAGCAUGGCGGAAGGAGAAAUAGUCUCGGAGAUGUUACGUCUUCGUCUCCCAGUCUUUCUAUUGAUUCACCGACGCGUGAUUCCGAGAGUAAAAAGAUGUGGUCAUCCGUUACGAACUUGGCGAAGGAUGAAACCAAGAGUAAUUACUCGCAACCGGCGGCGUCGACUGGAUGGACAUCCCUGAUGGAUCUUUCCGCCAUAGAUAAAAAUCCAGAAGACACUCAGAAGAAAUUAGAAAACGUGAGAAAACCGGCGAAGCUUCAGAUAAAAAACGUGAUAAGUAACACUAACAAAGGAGCUUCGGAAAACGAUGUGGAAUUCAUAAUUCAGGUAAGGAAAUCACGACCAGCACCGCCGAAACAGGUGGUUGAGGGCUGGAGACUGGAUAAUGUCACGGUAAAGGGAGAAGAAUUCGAGAAGAGUGAGAUAGAGAAAUUAAAGUCUCAAUUAAACGAUAUGAAAGCGAGAUGCGAGAAGGCGGAAAAAGAAAAAAGUGAGAUAUUGCUGCGUCGAUUGGCGACUAUGGAGACCAUGUCGAACAAAACAUCGACAGGCGAAGUGGCAAAAUUACAAAAGAAAAAUGAAGUACUUACACAAGAGAAGAAUUUAUUGCUGGCGAAAGUAAAAAGUUUGGAAAAAGAAACGAGUUCUAAGCCGUUAAGAGGAGAAAGAGAUAAAGUGUACGACGAAUUACGUUCAAAAUUGAAGGCAGCCGAGAGCCUUUGCGAAAAUUUAAUGGACGAAAAUGAGGAUAUGAAGAAGGAAAUCAGACAAUUAGAAGAAGAGAUUUACGAGUUGCAAGAUAAUUUUAGGGACGAACAGGCAGACGAGUACACUCGUUUGCGAAAAAGUUUGGAACAGUCGAACAAAAAUUGCCGAAUAUUAUCGUUUAAACUGAGGAAAGUAGAACGCAAAACCGAGGAAUUAGAAAACGAACGAACUGAUUUGGAGAAAAAAUACGAAGAGGCAAGAAAAACAGAAGAGAUUCUACAAAAAGUAAGCAGUGCAUUCCAGAAUAGAACGCAAAAGAAGCCGACAGAUGCCACAACAAAAGUGCAAUUAAAAAAAAUGGUUGAUGAAAUGGAAAAAGAAAUAGAAGACAUAUUAAACACAUUUACCGGCAUUAAAAAUGGACACAACGUCAAUAUACCAGAUUUAAAAUCGAAAGAUAAUAAAGAUAAUAAUAUGAAGUAUGAUAAACUUCUAAAAGAACACGAACUGCUCAAGGAAAAACUCGAAUCCGCUAUGAAAGAACUGGCUAGUGAGAAAGAAAAGAAAAAAGUUCAACCAAGUGUAAAAGCAGAUGACACGAAAAAUGCUGAUUUGCAAAAUGUAAAAAAAAGGUUAGACGAAGCGGUUACUUUACGGGAGGCGGAGAGAAAAGCGUGGGAGAAAGAAAAAUUGGCACUUUCGGAAGAAAAGGAAAAACUGAAAUCGAAACUUUUAUCGUUAUCGUCUGAGAAAUUGAAAGUUUAUAACGAGGUUGUGCAACUGAAAAAAGACCUCGAAACGGCUAAGUCAUCGGAGAAGGAUACAACAAAGAUGGAAACUAUAAUAAACGACCUGAAAGAAAAACUAUCGCAAGAACAGGACAAAUGUAAAAGAUUACAAGAUGAUCUGUCAUCGUACACCGAAAGAGAAUCAAAAAUGUCGCAAUCGAUGACAUCUGUCGAACAGACAAAAGCUAAGCUCGAUGCCGAGGUAAAACGUUUGAAGAAGGAACUGGAAAAUACAAAAUCCACCACAUCGGCGAAGAUUACGGAUCUGACUGCGCAAAUUGCGGAGCUCAAACGUGAGAGCGAAAAAUUGACGUCGCAACUCGAUAGCGAAACAAAAGCUAAGGAAACUGAAAUAACGGCACUGAACAAAAAGAUAACUUCUUUAGAAAAAGCUGGACAAAAUACAAAGCACAUAAACGAAAUGAAGCAGACGUACAGCGAGAAAAUUUCGAAUUUAGAGAAUGAGAUUAAGAAGCAUCUGCAAGAACACGAGGCUCAAACCGCAAAAUAUCAAGAAAUUGCGAAUUCAAAGGUGCAACUUGAAAAGGAAAAUGAAUCUUUGAAUAGCAAGUGUUCGGAGCAUAAAAAAGAGUUGAUAAAUAUUCAAGCGGAACUCGAGGAGCUGCGCAAUUCAAUAAGAUUAAAAGAAAACGAAUGGCGAUUAGAAAAAUUCGCUCUUGAGAGUCAAAUUCGGGACAGCCAGGCACCGAAUAAAGUUAUCGUAUUAGAACUGAAUGAUGAAAUCAAUGCGUUAAAGAAAGAAAAUGCCACUUUGUUGGAACGAGUGGAAGAUAUGAAGAAAGUUAACGACGAUUUGUCGACAAAAUUGAAAGACUACGAGGCGGUUUCGAAGAUUCAUCAAGUGUUAACACCCGAUACCACGGCGCUCGAGUCCGAAAUUCGGAAAUUAAAGAACGCCCUGGCAAACACGGAAAAGGCUAAGAAGGCAGAUUUGGCGCAAUGUAAAAUGCGCUACGAGCACAGAAUCACGGCGAUCAACGACGAAAUCCAAGCGAUUCAGAAUCAAUUAUCGCGAUACAAACGCGAGCGUGAUACUUACAAACACAUGCUGGAAGGUGCGCAAAAAACUAUUGGCGAACUAAAGUCCACGAGACAAGGUAGACUUUCUAACGCAUCCUCCGGCAAGUCAGACGAGGACGAAGAAACAGCAAGAGCCAAUGUGUUGGUACUAGAGAAACAAAUUAGUUGUAUGGAAGAUGAACUUUCCGAGACAAGGCUCGAAGCUUCUAGAUUAAAGGCUGAAUUGGUUUCCGAAAAAUCAGCCAGUCACGUUAAAGUCUCCGAACUGCAAUCUCGAAUUAAUGAGUUGGAGGAGGAACGAUUGCUCACGAGCGGUCGGUCAAAAAUUCCGGGACUGAAAGUGCGAAUGGAAUUAGCGUGGCAAAAAGAAAGAGAAGAACAUCAGAGAUUGUUGCAAGAAACGGCAACGUUAGCGCGAGAUUUACGUCAAACGCUAUUCGAGAUAGAAAGAGAACGCAGUAAAGAGCGACUUGAAAACAAGAGGAGACAAGAUCAGUUGAAGAAAAUAUUCGACGAAGAGAAAGAAGAAAGUAAAAAGAAAUUAUCAGAGUUGCAAUGCGAUCUGCUCGAGCUGAGAGACGCGCACGCGAAAUUACGAACUAGCAACGAGAAGAUGAGACGCGAGAAAGAACGGCACGAAAAGGAAAGGCAGGAACUCAAAGAAGUAAUAGUGAACAAGUACAAGUUAGAGCAAAUCGAACUGCGGAACAUUAAUAUUCUUAUGCAACAAGUUCAGGAUUUGCUCCAACUAUUUCCCGAAUUAAACACCGUAGCGGAAAAUGGAACGUCCGACGCGUACACGCCAACUCCGCCGAGACGAUUAAAGGGACCAAAAUCGAGAGAAUCAUCGCCGAUGUUGGAAACAAAAAGCGAUAGCGUAAAAGUCGUAAUUCCGGCACUUGGAGAACGAACGGAGAAACUAGAGUACACUAUUAAAAAAUUAAUGGAUGUGGCAAAAGAACUCAAGGAAUCGAAAAGAACGGCGGACGAAGUGAGUGCAACGCGAAUGAAGAAAUUUGGAAAGAGAUCGACGUCGGUUGAGAGCGAUCCAGGAAAAGGAGUCGUGUUCAAUCACACUAAACCGCGUCUAAAGAGAAAGAGUCUAUCUUUGGAACAAACAACCGGACGUCAAGAGUCUCCAGCAAUAUGGGGCACAGACAGCAACUUGUCGAGCAUGCAAUCGUUGGAGGGUUCGGAAGUUAGUUCUCGUGGAAAUAGUCGACAAAGAGAUUCCAGUGUAGAUAGCCGUUUUUCCGGAGGAUCGACGAGAAGCGAAAUGUUAGAUCGGGAGAAGAAACACGGCAAAGGAAUAAUUAAAAAAUUAACACACAAGCUAACAAAAUCGUCCAGCGUCGACGACUCGAACAUGACCGACUAUUCGCUUCAGACAUCUGGUUCUGAAACAAGCCUCAACGAAAGCAGCAAGAUGGAAAAGAAGAAUUUAAAGAAAAAAUUAACAGCCAUGUUCAAAAGAGGUUCGAGAAGCAGCAGUGUAGAUAAAAAGACUGGAUCCGGAAAUUCCAGCAGACCUGCUUCGAGGAACUCCAUGACGUCGGACUAACCGAUUCUAUGUUUUUGCGCG
Pseudomyrmex gracilis is the source of this 4601-nucleotide messenger RNA. Its product is annotated as golgin IMH1-like. Lineage: Eukaryota; Metazoa; Arthropoda; Insecta; Hymenoptera; Formicidae. The transcript is spliced from 29 exons. The coding region runs from base 372 to 4580 and encodes 1402 amino acids. The record is from RefSeq and is a predicted model, not a curated record.